This is a messenger RNA of Penicillium soppii, 267 nucleotides long. RefSeq names its product Tim10/DDP family zinc finger protein. The record is from RefSeq and is a predicted model, not a curated record. The transcript is spliced from 2 exons. The coding region runs from base 1 to 267 and encodes 88 amino acids. NCBI's taxonomy places the organism in Eukaryota, Fungi, Ascomycota, Eurotiomycetes, Eurotiales, Aspergillaceae.
AUGGAGCAGAACAUCGACCUUACCAAGCUGUCAGACAAGGACAAGCAGGAGCUCAACCAGGUUCUCACCAAUGAAGCCCAGAAGAGCAACAUUCAACAGACCGUCCACCACCUGAACGAAGUCUGCUGGCAAAAGUGCAUCACCUCCAAGAUCUCCUCCGGUACCCUCGAUAAGUCCGAAGAGGCAUGCGCACAGAACUGCGUUGAUCGGUGGAUGGAUACCAGCUUGUCUAUCCUGACCAAGCUGGAUAAUAUGCGCGGCCACUAA